AUGGCGCAACCGAAUUAUGUGUGCAGCUGGCUCCAGGAUCGCAUAAGUGACCAAACAGGGAAUUUCGUUAUAUUUGGAAGAGAAUUCGCUCAACUACAAAACGUCAUUUUAGAUCCGGAUCAAGCUCAAGGACAUCGCGGUGGCGAAAAUAUGACUUUAGUUUGGAACCAAGAAGAGAAUUCCGAAUAUCUCAAACUUAAACAAUCAUAUUUUAAACUUCGGUGUGAAAAAGUGUUGGCUAAGCCUUUCAAUAGACCGAAUAGUCAUUUAAAUGACUGGAUGGGAUCUUAUGUUUGUUCUAAUGAUCAGGUACGUCACGCCUCUUCUAAUGUCAUACCUGAAAUGACGAUAGCUAUACAAAGAUAUGAAUACGUUAAUUUAUAUCAUACCAUGACGGAUUACUAUAACGCUUUUCUUGUUAUGUUAUUGUUUCAAAAACGCCCAGAAAACGUCAACAUUCUCUUCAUUGAUGGACAUCCAUAUGGUGGUUUAGACGAUACGUGGGAUAGCCUUUUUAAACAUACCUACAGGGCCGGUGCCUUAAGACAAAAGACAUUAUUUUCAAAUCUGAUUUGGGGAAUUCCCGGAUAUAAUAGCCCCUUGAACAAUCAUGAGCUAACUUUUGUGCCUUAUUUAAACGAUUUCCGUAAUUUCUUUGUAAAACAGCAUAACGUAGAAAGUAUUUCAAAAACACUGGAUUGUGAUAAUCUGUCAGUGUUAUUUAUCUGGAGAAGAGAUUAUGUUGCACAUCCCCGCAAUCCUUCAGGACUCGUGUCUCGUAAGAUUAAAAAUGAAGAAGAGUUAGUCGACCAUGUUUCAAAAUUACUUCCGGGUCAUAAUAUUAAGGCGCUGCAACUUGACAAGUUACCAAUGCAAAAACAAUUGAAAAUCGUAUCUAAAACAGAUAUUUUGAUCGGAAUGCAUGGUGCUGGACUAUCUCACACUCUGUUUCUUCCCAACCAUUCAGGUUUGAUUGAAUUAUACCCGAUAUAUUGGCCUGAAACAAACCGACAUUUUCGUAUGAUGGCAACAUGGCGAGGACUUCAUUAUUUGACAUGGAAAAACCACGAUAUAGCCAACGAAUUUCCACAAAAGUUAACCUACGUACCACCGCAAUCAGUUGGAAACAUGGUCAAGGAAAUGGCUGUAAAAAUAUGUCAAAAUAAACUUCGUAUCACAUAA
Lottia gigantea (owl limpet) is the source of this 1182-nucleotide messenger RNA. RefSeq lists its product as hypothetical. Lineage: Eukaryota; Metazoa; Mollusca; Gastropoda; Lottiidae. The transcript has a single exon. The record is from RefSeq and is a predicted model, not a curated record. The coding region runs from base 1 to 1182 and encodes 393 amino acids. Gene Ontology annotation, molecular function: glycosyltransferase activity.